This is a messenger RNA of Lolium rigidum, 621 nucleotides long. RefSeq names its product NADH-quinone oxidoreductase subunit B-like. The transcript has 2 exons. The record is from RefSeq and is a predicted model, not a curated record. Lineage: Eukaryota; Viridiplantae; Streptophyta; Magnoliopsida; Poales; Poaceae. Gene Ontology annotation, biological process: aerobic respiration; electron transport coupled proton transport; mitochondrial respiratory chain complex I assembly. The coding region runs from base 1 to 621 and encodes 206 amino acids. Gene Ontology annotation, molecular function: NADH dehydrogenase (ubiquinone) activity; 4 iron, 4 sulfur cluster binding; quinone binding.
AUGGCGCUCCUCCUCCCACGCGCAGCGCGGCUCGCGCUACUCUCCGGCGCCCCGCGCGCCUACUCCUCUUCCUCCUCCGCCGUCACGGCGGCAGCUGGCCGGACGACGACGGCCCCUGUUCCCCGCGGCGUUGCAGCUGCCCCGAUGUCGAAGGCCGCCGAGUUCGUGGUGUCCAAGGUGGACGACCUGAUGAACUGGGCGCGCAGGGGCUCCAUCUGGCCCAUGACGUUCGGCCUCGCCUGCUGCGCCGUCGAGAUGAUGCACGCCGGCGCCUCCCGCUACGACUUCGACCGCUUCGGCGUCAUCUUCCGCCCCUCCCCGCGGCAGUCCGACUGCAUGAUCGUCGCCGGCACGCUCACCAACAAGAUGGCCCCCGCUCUCCGCAAGGUUUAUGACCAGAUGCCAGAGCCCCGAUGGGUGAUCUCGAUGGGCAGCUGCGCCAACGGCGGUGGAUACUAUCACUACUCAUACUCUGUCGUGCGUGGGUGCGACAGGAUCGUCCCUGUGGACAUCUUCGUCCCCGGGUGCCCUCCGACAGCUGAAGCUCUACUGUACGGUGUUCUCCAACUGCAGAAGAAGAUCAACAGGCGCAAGGAUUUCCUCCACUGGUGGGAGAAGUGA